Messenger RNA from Manihot esculenta (cassava), 2976 nucleotides. Its product is annotated as GTP-binding protein BRASSINAZOLE INSENSITIVE PALE GREEN 2, chloroplastic. The transcript is spliced from 3 exons. The record is from RefSeq and is a predicted model, not a curated record. Gene Ontology annotation, molecular function: GTP binding. The coding region runs from base 133 to 1560 and encodes 475 amino acids. Gene Ontology annotation, cellular component: mitochondrion. Lineage: Eukaryota; Viridiplantae; Streptophyta; Magnoliopsida; Malpighiales; Euphorbiaceae.
GCAAUUAUUAUUAUAUAUAUAUAUAAUAUACAAAAACUAGCUAGAGGAGCCAUGGCUGCUAAAAGCCUAAAACCCUAAACCCUGUUCAACCGCUACGAAACAUCGUCCUAACCAGGAAGGUGAAGAGCAGAAAUGAACAUAGCCAGAAAUCUCUCUGCUUCAAAAUCCAGAAUAAAAUCCCUACUUUCCCUUUCUCCCUUUGCCCAAUCUUUAGCAUCUCUCUCAAAUACCCAAUUUCACCAUUGCCCAAUGCCCCCACCUUCACUUUCCCUCUCAUUUUUCUCUUCACAAUCCACCAAUUCAAACCCACCACCUAAACACCAGCCUUCUCCUUUGCUCCUCAGCCGUGAUGGAAAUUACGACGAUGCUACUCCUCCCACUGCCGUCUGCCCCGGCUGUGGGAUUCAUAUGCAGAACUCAAAUCCUAAACUUCCUGGUUUCUUCACCAAGCCCUCAAUCAAGGACCCGAAUUACAAGUCCAGUACCCAUCUCGUUCCUGUUUCAUUGGAAUUUGAAUUCUCAAAUUCCCUGAAAAAGGGUGUUGUAACUGAUCCUGAAAGCCCUUCCAGUAAUCCUGGUUCCACCCAAAACUCGGCAUUGGAGAGACCUGUUGUGUGCGCGCGGUGUCACUCUUUAAGACAUUAUGGGAAAGUGAAGGAUCCGACAGUGGAGAACUUGUUGCCGGAAUUCGAUUUUUACCACACGGUUGGUAAGCGUUUGGUGUCGGCUACUGGAGCCCGCUCAGUGGUUCUUCUGGUCGUUGAUGCGGUGGAUUUUGUUGGUUCGUUUCCAAAGAAGGUAGCCAAGUUAGUUUCGGAUGCAAUUGAGGAUAAUUUUACUGCAUGGAAAGAAGGGAAGUCAGGGAAUGUGCCUAGAAUUGUUCUUGUAGUUACUAAGCUUGACUUGUUGCCUACUUCUGUAUCACCUACUAGAUUUGAGCAUUGGGUCAGACAAAGAGCGAGGGAAGGUGGUGCCAGUGUUAUAAAGAAAGUGCAUUUUGUAAGCGCAGUUAAAGAUUGGGGAUUGAAGGAUUUGGUUGAGGAUGUGAUUCAAUUGGCAGGGCCUAGAGGGAAUGUGUGGGCUGUAGGAAUGCAGAAUGCUGGGAAAAGUACAUUGAUAAAUGCCAUGGUGAAGUGGGCUGGUGGAGAUGAAGGGAAUUUAUCGCUUCUGACGGAGGCACCUGUUCCUGGAACAACAUUAGGAAUUGUUAGGAUGGAGGGUGUUCUUCCAAGGCAGGCAAAGUUAUUUGACACACCGGGGCUUUUGAAUCCUCAUCAGAUUACAACACGGCUAACUAGAGAAGAGCAGAAGCUUGUUCACAUUGGUAAAGAGUUGAAACCAAGAACAUAUAGGAUCAAGGAAGGCCAUUCAAUUCAUAUUGGUGGUCUUAUAAGGUUGGACAUUGAAGAAUUAUCAGCAGAUUCUGUAUAUGUCACAGUAUGGGCAUCUCCAUAUCUUCCAUUACAUAUGGGGAAAACAGAAAAUGCAAACACUAUGUUAGAAGACCAUUUUGGUCGUCAAUUACAGAUUCUCCAAGUGAUGCUACUAACAGCACACUGACAUCUCCCGUUCAUAAUUUCUUACAGUGGAAAAAGAAACCCCUUUGCUCAUGCAAAGAACUCGCACUUGAUUUUUAGAGUCCACAGGGAUUAUAUUUCCAGUGUACUCGAGGUUUACACAAUUAAAAAGCUCACAUUUGAUUAACAUAAUUAUGUUUAUACAUCGCAGCAAAUAUGCAGCUUGCCCGAAAUGCUUCAAGAGGUGCUACUCCAUUACAAAUACAAGAUAUAUUUUGCAAUAGAUGAGACUCCAAUUACAAUUGGAGAUCGUAUUGAACAAUACCAUUGCUCAUGUGGCAAUCUAUGUUGAUUCUAGUAAAUGAGCAAACUUUAAUUACUAAUUUAAUAAAUGGUUAAUUAGCGGUAAAUGUGAAAAUAUUAAUUACUAAUGCACCCAACAAAGACUCCUCUCCUUACUGUUGUGAAUAUUUUAAUUAAAUAUGUUCCAUUAUGAAUAUUCUACAACCCAUCUUUUUAUAUUUUUAACAAAUACAACAAUAUACUGCCAUUCAUAAUUCUAUUAUCUUGUCAUCAUACAUUGGAUUAUGGCAUAUUUAUUUUAUUCUCAAACUAUAAAUGCUAUUUUACAAUAUAACAUUUCAGUAUUACUUUUGUUGGUGAUUAUUUCAUGAUAAGUUCAUAAAAUUUCAUGUGAUGUUAAUACUUAAAAAGUUAUUAAUAUAAUAUGAAAAAGGUAUAUUAAACCAGCAGAAUGUGUGGGCAUCUCACUAGUAUUCAGAUGAUUACUCUGUUAUACAGUUGUGGCUGCAUCUAUACUAAAUUUCUCUUAAUGUAAAUGCAUAAAAGAGAAACCAGCAUGCAUGUGCUCUUUUAGUGCUAAAAUUGAAGUUAUUAGAAUUAUACAUCAAAGGAAAUACAUGUACCAUAGCAAUUAGGGCAUUCUGUAAACUCAUAAACAUCCUUAGCACGUUUUCUGUUCAGAGCUUUCCAUUUUCCUGUACCACCACACAUAUCACCUAUACAAAAAACAAAACCAAUGUACUAUAGGCCAGUUUAAAGGGUGAAUAAAGACAAUGACAUUUUCAAAGUGCAUUUGCAGGAAGAUGAGACUAGCAGCCAUUGAAGUUAUUUAGAAAUAUAUAACAUAGACCACCAAAUGCAUGGUAUGGAAGGUUGAGGACACAAGAUAUAGAAGUGAGAGUGAGAGGAGAAAUGAAGAACAAGAAGAAGAAGAGAAAGAAAGAAAGAAAGAAAGAUAAAGGUAGACUAAGAAUGAGUUGGGAUAUUGACUAAAGAUUUAGAAGUAAUAGAUGCUUCUAUAAAACUGACCCUAAGUUCAAUAGAAUGAAGGGAAUAGAUCUGUAUUGAUUUUCAUUUUGAACCAACUUUGCAAGUAAGAGAUACAAAUUUUGCAUUGCAAAAAAAAAAAGGAAAACGAAAAGAAAAACCCUCGGGC